AUGAACUCCUACCCGGGUUACCACUACCCUCCCAAGCAGCGAUCCAGUAUACGCGGAAACCACCAUGAUCCUCUUUCCAGACACCCGAGCGAUAGGUCCUCUAUAGUGUACGCACUCGUGUCUCUGGCCUCCAUCUAUUUCCUACUCUAUACCUUUGGUCUCUCGCCCUUCACGGUCCCUCGGUUCUUCUGGAAGAUAAUCGUCUAUCUCACCCCGUCACGACUUGUUGCAGCACUAGAUAAGGAAAGAGCGCAGAAUACUUCGACUGCCGGAGAGACAGCUUCGUCCGGGUACAGGAGCUUGCGUGAGAAGAGCGAGGCAAUGCAGAGAAUAAUUGGCUGCGGCGCAAACUCCAUCCUCCCCGCGUUUCCUCGAUCAAGGGCGUAUUCAAGCCUGAGCAGCGUACUGCUAGGCUCGAACGAGGUUCACCCGCCGGGACUUGGGAACUGGGACAACUCCUGCUAUCAAAACUCCAUAAUACAGGGCCUCGCCUCCCUCCGUUCGCUCCGGGAAUUCUUAGGGUCAAACAUACAAAACCUGGGGCACCGCCAUUUCCUCUCUACACAUAUCGCACUGAGGGUGAUCAUCGACAAGCUUAAUGAUCCCGAAAAUGCUGGACAGAAGCUAUGGUUACCUGCGGAGCUCAAGUCUAUGUGCAGCUGGCAGCAGCAGGAUGCGCAGGAAUAUUUUUCCAUAAUAGCGGACCAAAUAGAUAAGGAGAUACACGAGGCCUCUAAAGGAGUUACUAGUGACAUGGGUCUCAAGCUGAUCCCGCAGCCCAGUCUCCGCCGUGAAGUCACUCCUUCAACUCCACCAGAGACCAGCGAGGAAAAACAGGCUACAAGUGAGCCGGAUACUGAUAGAAAUAGCCUGCCUUAUUGCAGUCCGCUGGAAGGAUCACUAGCCCAGAGGGUGGGGUGCAUGGAAUGUGGCUGGACCGAAGGUCUCUCACUUAUCCCGUUUAACUGUCUUACAGUUACCCUGGGUAAGAAUUGGGAAUACGAUAUUAGGGAGUGCCUUGACGAAUACACCAGUCUAGAAUCCAUCGAGGGCGUAGAAUGCGCCAAAUGUACGUUACAGCGGACCCAGACCCAGCUUGAACAGUUGCUCGUCAAACUAGACCCAGUUGAAGAGUCCACAGAUGAAACAGACUCAACCAAGCUCAAUGAAGCCUUGAGGAGAAACGCUGAAGCUAGGCUGAGCGCAGUUCAAGAAUCGCUCCAGGCUGAAGAUUUCAGCGAAAAGACGUUGAAGGAAAAAUGCCACAUUUCCCCUCGCAAUCAUGUCGCGUCUACCAAAUCGAAGCAAGCAGUGAUUGCAAGACCACCGAAAUCUUUGAUCAUUCAUGUUAAUCGCAGUGUUUUUGAUGAGGUGACGGGAGCACUAAGGAAAAACUAUGCUGAUGUGAGGUUUCCGAAAUCCUUGGAUCUGGAUGAGUGGUGCUUAGGCACUAUGCCAACGGGAGAUUCGAAGGAUACCAUUGAGACAUGGGGUGUAGACCCGUCCGAAUCAAUGCUUCCUCGCCCAGAGAGCGAAAUAAACAGCCUUAACAGAAGAUAUGAGCUACAAGCCGCCAUUACACAUUACGGACGCCAUGAAAAUGGCCAUUACAUCUGCUAUCGGAAAUAUUCUGUGGAUGCAUUCCCCAUAGAAGUUCCCCAGGCCGUUCUUGAAGCUGACGGAGGCAAGGAGAAGAAAGAGCAUUGGUUCAGAUUGAGCGACGAGGAUGUCAGCCUGGUCAGCGAGCGAAGUGUGCUAGCUCAAGGCGGAGUAUUCAUGCUCUACUACGAACUAAUAGAUCCAUUGCCAGCAGUUACUGGUGCAAUCAGCCAGGCCCAGCUCAGUGUUGCCCCAUUCGCUGAAAAUGGAAUUCCACUCGAAGAGAUACAGCACAAUUCAGAUGGGGCUACUAAGAUAGUCAGGAACGCCGACAAUGCGCCAAAUGCGCAAGCGGAGGGCCCGGUUUGGUCAAAGAGGCCUAAUACGGAUUCCAUGUCGUCUCAUACCUCGAGCUCUUCUGAAGACACUAACCCAUCUUCUGCCAACGAAGAACCGUCAAUCGCGAGCAGUGCUCAGCAGUUAGCCUCCGCCAUGAGAACAGCGAAUCCUCAGAAUCAGAACCAGAACCUUGACCCACACGAGAAUCCAAAUACCUCGUCCAUGUCUCCGUUAAUCAGAGCACUAUAG
Messenger RNA from Arthroderma uncinatum, 2187 nucleotides. Its product is annotated as ubiquitin C-terminal hydrolase. Bases 1 to 2187 code for a protein of 728 amino acids. Gene Ontology annotation, molecular function: cysteine-type deubiquitinase activity; cysteine-type endopeptidase activity. The transcript has a single exon. The record is from RefSeq and is a predicted model, not a curated record. Gene Ontology annotation, cellular component: nucleus; cytosol. NCBI's taxonomy places the organism in Eukaryota, Fungi, Ascomycota, Eurotiomycetes, Onygenales, Arthrodermataceae. Gene Ontology annotation, biological process: protein deubiquitination.